UCCUAUGCGAGGCGAGCUCGGCAGCAGCUCUGAGCGGAGUUGUGAUCGUCCUCAGGUGUUUCCUGGUUGCUAGCGGGAGCUCCCCAGCAACAUGCCGGAGCAGAGCAAUGAUUACCGGGUGGCCGUGUUUGGGGCAGGCGGCGUUGGCAAGAGCUCCCUGGUCUUGCGGUUUGUGAAAGGCACCUUCCGGGAGAGCUACAUCCCCACGGUGGAAGACACCUACCGGCAGGUGAUCAGCUGCGACAAAAGCAUCUGCACCCUGCAGAUCACAGACACCACGGGCAGCCACCAGUUCCCCGCCAUGCAGCGCCUGUCCAUCUCCAAGGGCCACGCAUUCAUCCUGGUCUACUCCAUCACCAGCCGGCAGUCUCUGGAGGAGCUCAAACCCAUCUACGAACAAAUCUGCGAGAUCAAGGGGGAUGUGGAGAGCAUCCCCAUCAUGCUGGUGGGGAACAAAUGUGACGAGAGCCCGAACCGCGAGGUGGAGAGCAGCGAGGCGGAGGCGCUGGCCCGCAAGUGGAAGUGCGCCUUUAUGGAGACCUCGGCCAAGCUCAACCACAACGUGAAGGAGCUCUUCCAGGAGCUGCUCAACCUGGAGAAGCGCAGGACCGUGAGCUUACAGAUCGACGGGAAGAAGAGUAAGCAGCAGAAGAGGAAAGAGAAGCUCAAGGGCAAAUGUGUGAUCAUGUGAAUGCCUUCCCAGGAGCAGCUGCGUGUCCCCGUGCCCCACCUCCCCACCACGUGAACCCACAGUCGUCAGGGUAGCAUGUAAGAUGCCCACGUGUUCAAUGUUGCAUUCUGACCGACAUGUGCCCUCUGUCCUUAAGAGGGCAUUCCACGCACCACCAACCAGCCCCCUUCUCCAAAAUCAGGGAGCCUGCCAGACAUUGAAAGUGAAAACCACCCUCGGCCUCAAGGAACUGAGAGGUGCCAGCCAUUUCUGAGGGUAACUUGGCAUCAGGAGGCCCAGGCAGCACUGGUUACUGCGGGAGCACACGCGCAAAGAGGAGGCGCCUUCACCUGCCUGCAGCAAGCGCAUGUGAACUUGAGGCUGCAGGCACCGCCCCCAGACCAGGGGCCCCCUGCACAGAAGCCAAGGACAUCAUUGGGGGAGGGAAGGGAGGUGCAGCAAGAGGUGAGGCGACGAGGCCAAAGUUUUCCCGUCGUGGUUCUUUACCUGAAAAUAAAAUCCCAGCCUCCCCUGUUGAUGUUCACUGUCAGUCCCAGCUGACCCCUGAGCCUUGCUACCCUGAGGGAUGUGCUCUCCUCUCUAGAUCUAACAAGCAAGUACCAUUUUAACCUUUAGAGUAUUUAUUUUCACAUAUAAUGCAGAGUUUACUAGGUGUGUGCUGCUCUGUGAGACAUCUUCAGUGUUGAGCGAGGACGCCAUGACAUUACCAGGACACCGCCCAGCCUCGUGUGUUCCUCUCUUCAAGGCUUUUAGAAAUGUGAAGUUUCUUCCCUUUGACCCAUCUGGGGUAUAACUUCUUCCAGUUCUCAGAUUUUAAAUAAAAGCAAUUAAAGUAGCUAUUUUUAGGUAUUUCUUUUGUCCUCCAAGGUAAUUUUCUUCUUUUAAAUAACUCUGUAUCCAGCUGGGAACAGCCAACAAAGGCCAUUGAAGAACAGAAGCACAUCCAUUUUCUAAAUGACAUGAACAUGUAUAUGCCAUACUUUGCACCUUAAGGAAAUACUUUGAAACAGAAGUCCUUCACUGUGUUUUUUCACAAUAUAUCUGUAACACCAGUAUAUUCCUGGGAAAUGCGUUCGAGUAAUAGAUGAUCAUGCAUGUUUCCUUACAGAUGUCUUGGAAGACUGGUUCAGUGCUGUGUUUACUCUGGAAACAAUGAUCUUUUCCUCCCAGUGAUCCAUGUGCAUACUUAAUCCUUCAAUCCGAAUCACUACCACUGAUAAUUCCAGCAUGAGUGGCUAGAGACUGGCCUUUGGGCUGCUAGUUGCCACAGAGCCCAUUCUGCUUGGUGGCACGGCUCUACCAUCAUCCCGUCUGGUUUUGCUCUGCUUCCUGAAAAUUCUGCUGGUGGAGGCUGCCAGUUCUGUUUGUUCCAGUCCACAGGGCGCACUCUGGUCCUCACUGUGGAAUCAUCUUGUCCUUCUGGGAGCAGUGCUGGCCUGGGUAGAGUUGUCAAGUUCAGGACAUUUGCAAGUACCCUGGGGCUCCUCUCUUCUGCACCUGCUGAGCAGUUUCUGCCCUCCCCCUGCAGGGCUGCUGUUAGAGUCAUGGAAUCACUUCCCUCAACAUCUCCUGUUUUUCUUUAUUUACCCCUUUCUGGUUAAAUUUUCUUGCUUUUGCACAUCCUGUCUGCCCUGCUAACACUUGUGAUGUUUUGAGUGUGUGGAGGUGCUUGAGAAUCCUAAGUCUCAUGGUCUAGCCACCGCCUUGGACUCUGAGAAUAAGCCCUGAGCAGGGGGGACUCAGUGGCCUGGGCACCAGAGUACCUCUCCAGACCCCAAGUCCCUCCAGCCCCCCCCGGGUCCCCACCUCCACUAUGGCCUUCUCAGUUCCUUGGGGCAGCUCCAUAACCCUCACAAUAAAACCUGGUAGGCAAACAAUCUAGAUCGCUUGCUUUUUGAUUGCCCCUAUUUUCCCCCCUCUUUCUAUUCUCAGAGAGAUACUCUCAGCUUGUAGUUUGGAUGUGGGCUGAGCAGAUGAAGACACAGGGCUUGAUGGCCAAGAGCGGAUUUAAAAGUCUCAGUUGGCUCUUUGCUGACAGCAAGACGAGAUGAGCUGUCCUGAGUUCCUGAGGCGAGCUCGUCCCCACCCCUACUGAUGUGUCAAAAUUUCCUUUAACCUUCCCAGCUUGGUGUCUACAUUUUUAAACAUUUAGAGCCUCAUUCUAUAUGAAGAGCUUGUGAUUCCUGAAAAUCUGAUCUUUUUCAGGACACCUUUUGUUCCUCUGUGUUUUGCCCAUGAAUUUACAGGAGGUAAUUGAAGCCUCAAUCAUGGGUCUGUUCAAAGAUCAUUUUCCAUGAACUGAACUGAGGGCACCAGUGAUUGUCUCAGUGAAGUCUUUUAGAAGGUCCCCAACUGACUCAGGGCUUGAGGAGUUAAUUCCAUCAGAUCUGAUGAUUUUAGCAUUUAUGUGGCCCUUUGAAAGGUGACUGUGGUUCUUGAGUCCAUGCCCUAUGUUGCAUAGGGGCACAGAGGUUUCGACCUAGCCACAGAGAGCUACACAACUCAAAGUAUUGCUUUGAAGAUGGCACUCUGGGAAUAAGCAUGGGGCUCUGUGAGUUCCCUUCUGUCCCCACCAGUCCCUCCAUCCUGUGACAAGCCAUUGGGCGUGCCCUGGGCAUGCAUGCAAUACAGUAAGACCAACACAAGAGCAAUAUUGAAUUGUUCAUUAGAUCUAAAAUUAUAUAUAUAUUAUAUAUAUAAUUUAUC
This is a messenger RNA of Talpa occidentalis (Iberian mole), 3397 nucleotides long. It is a transcript of the gene DIRAS2, whose product is annotated as DIRAS family GTPase 2. Lineage: Eukaryota; Metazoa; Chordata; Mammalia; Eulipotyphla; Talpidae. The record is from RefSeq and is a predicted model, not a curated record. Bases 92 to 691 code for a protein of 199 amino acids. Gene Ontology annotation, molecular function: GTPase activity; GTP binding; GDP binding. Gene Ontology annotation, biological process: signal transduction. The transcript is spliced from 2 exons. Gene Ontology annotation, cellular component: plasma membrane.